GGACUGCAUUUAAUUCUCGCGACUCUUUGAUCCGUAUAUUUUCUCUCUUCUUUUCUUUUUUCUUUUGUUUUACGAGAUAUUCCGAGAAACGAAUGAGCGAGCGUAAAUUCCGUGGAUUUAAAGCACACCUGUAUUCGCGAUUGCAAGUCGGUAUUAUGCCGCAUCGAUGUUUUGCGACAUGUGAAAUCCAGCCCACCGUCUCCUUGCGCGUAUUUCAUAAUCACAUCACUACGCUGUAUCGUCUUCCAAGCUUCAUAAUAGCAAUUCUCGAGGAAAUAAGACCACUUCAGCUCGUGUGUUACUCUCGUCAAGCGAGUAUUUCCCAGCAUCACUAUUAUAUUGGCAUAAAAGGCAUCUUUAACGAAGAAAAAACUUUUUCAUGCUCCAUGUCUCUAGAAAAGCGAUACAAACUUCAAGAAGAGAGAAAAGUUUCAACAGCGACAACAACUUAAAUAAACUCAAGG
Molecule: messenger RNA, 464 nt
Organism: Acromyrmex echinatior (Panamanian leafcutter ant)
Lineage: Eukaryota; Metazoa; Arthropoda; Insecta; Hymenoptera; Formicidae
Source: RefSeq, a predicted model, not a curated record